Penicillium odoratum is the source of this 1689-nucleotide messenger RNA. RefSeq names its product MDR family MFS transporter. NCBI's taxonomy places the organism in Eukaryota, Fungi, Ascomycota, Eurotiomycetes, Eurotiales, Aspergillaceae. The coding region runs from base 1 to 1689 and encodes 562 amino acids. Gene Ontology annotation, biological process: transmembrane transport. The transcript is spliced from 6 exons. Gene Ontology annotation, molecular function: transmembrane transporter activity. The record is from RefSeq and is a predicted model, not a curated record.
AUGCAGUCUCUGUUUCUCCUACACGUCUACGUCUCCAUUGUGUUUCGUUUUGUAUUGCUGCUAACAUCACCCAUACAUCUCACGAUGGAGAUGACCAACAAAGCUAUUAAAGAAGUAGAAGAAAGUGCUGAUCCACCCAGAGACAACCAUGACAACUUCCUCCCGUUCGGUACAAAGCUGGUACUUAUCACUCUCAGUCUGGCGCUGGCUGUGUUCUGCGUCGCAUUAGACAACACGAUUAUCGCUGUUGCUAUCCCUCGAAUCACUGAUCAAUUCCACAACCUCAAUGACGUUGGCUGGUACGCCUCAGCGUACCUUCUGACCACUUGCUCGUUUCAACUACUCUACGGCAAACUCUACACUCUUUUCGACAUCAAAUGGGUCUUUCUCAUGGCCUUGUUCAUCUUUGAGCUUGGCUCUUUGAUAUGCGGUGUUGCCCCCAGUUCGACUGUUCUGAUAAUUGGACGAGCCAUUGCUGGGCUGGGGAGUGCUGGGAUAUUUUCCGGGGCCCUCAUCACAAUAGGUCAUAUUGUCGAACUCAAAUACAGGCCGAUCGCCUUUUCCAUGGUCGGUGGGGUGUACGGCAUUUCGUCUGUUGCUGGCCCAUUGAUAGGCGGUGCAUUCACUGAUCAUGCAACAUGGCGUGGGUGCUUCUAUAUCAACCUCCCCAUUGGUGGCAUUACUGCGGUCGGUAUUUUAUUCCUACUCAAAUUACCUCCACGAGCUACGGCCCAGAAGCGUUCCUGGAUGCAAACAUUGAAAAGUAUGGAUCCCCCGGGAACCUUGAUCUUUGUACCAUCCAUAGUCUGUCUCUUGCUUGCGCUGCAAUGGGGUGGCGUGCAGUAUCCCUGGUCAAAUGCGCGGAUAAUCGUCCUCUUUGUUUUCUUUAGCAUUGGAAUCCUCCUAUUCAUCGGGGUCCAGAUCGUCUCGGGUGAAAACGCAACAGUUCCUGCUAGGAUUGCUAAGCAGCGCACGAUCGCAUUCGCCUCGCUCUUUUCUUUCUGCCUCGGCAGCUCAUUCUUUAUCAUGGUCUACUUUUUGCCAAUCUGGUUCCAAGCCAUUCAAGGCACCAACGCAGUAGGUGCAGGCAUUCGCUGUCUUCCGAUGAUACUCGCGCAUGUGGUAGCCAUCGGUAUAUCGGGCGCCCUGACAGCACGUCUUGGCUACUACACACCAUUCUUCAUCGCGUCUGGUAUCAUCGUGCCAAUAGGCUCUGGGCUGAUGACUACUUACACCGUGAACAUUUCCCAAGCCAAAUGGGCAGGUUUUAUGUUUCUCUACGGCUUCGGCGCUGGCUGCAGGUUCCAACAAGGUGGAAUUGCCGCUCAUUCCGUUCUCAGCCUUGAAGAUGCAGCCAUCGGCACCUCCUUCGUCAUGUUCAUACUGGUCCUCGGAGGAGCACUCUUCACAUCGGCCGCCCAGAGUGUAUUUACCACACGGUUGGUUAAAACUCUGAUCGCACUGGACAUGCCCGGUUUUGAUCCGUCUGCGAUCGUGCACGCAGGUGCGACUGGCUUACGAAAGAUGGUGAAACCAGAUCAAUUACCCAAGGUCCUUGAGGCUUACAAUGAUGCUAUCGUGCAUGUUCUGCAGCUGGCGCUGAUACUCGGCUCUAUAAGCAUUGUUGGUGCAUUGGGUGUUGAAUGGCGCAGUGUCAAAGGAAAGAAAUUCGAGACUGUGGCUGCAUGA